Molecule: messenger RNA, 2670 nt
Organism: Xiphias gladius (swordfish)
Lineage: Eukaryota; Metazoa; Chordata; Actinopteri; Istiophoriformes; Xiphiidae
Product: probable ATP-dependent RNA helicase DDX17
Exons: 13
Coding region: 272-2215 (647 amino acids)
Biological process (GO): alternative mRNA splicing, via spliceosome
Cellular component (GO): ribonucleoprotein complex; nucleus; cytoplasm
Molecular function (GO): RNA binding; RNA helicase activity; ATP binding
Source: RefSeq, a predicted model, not a curated record
GGAAGGAAGGAGCGAGGCAGCUGUUUAGCUCCGUGACGCAUACGACAAUCGUUUAAUAAAGUCCUUAUUUAGGCGUAACUAUCGUCUAAUAUACGUAUAUUUAUAAGCUAAUGAAGUCUCGGACUUUUUUGCAAGCGUGAAUUGCGCUUAUUUUACAUAAUUGCGCUUAUUAUUUUAUUACAGCGCACAACGUAAACAAUCCGGUGUCAAACCUUAAAGCCAGUGUUUCAAAUACAGCGGAGAAGAUAGGAGUGUGUUUUUUUUCGUCAACAUGAGAGGGGGGUCGUUCUAUGGAGACAGGGACCGUGGACGAGACAGGCCACGGUUUGGGGCCACGAGUGGCCGCAGCGGACCCGCCCCGAUGAAGUUUGGGAAUCCAGGUGAGCGUCUCCGAAAGAAGAGGUGGAACCUGGACGAGCUGCCAAAAUUUGAGAAGAAUUUCUAUGCUGAACACCCUGAGGUCCAACGCAUCAGUCAGUAUGAAAUGGACGAGUGUCGCGGGAAGAAGGAGAUCACCAUCAGAGGCUCUGGCUGUCCAAAAGCGAUCAGCGCUUUUCACCACGCGCAGUUUCCUCAAUAUGUGAUGGAUGUGCUGAUGCAGCAGAACUUUAAGGAACCCACAGCCAUUCAGUCUCAGGGCUUCCCUGUGGCCCUGAGCGGCAGGGACAUGGUGGGGAUUGCACAGACUGGCUCUGGAAAGACACUGGCUUAUCUUCUUCCUGCUAUUGUGCACAUCAACCAUCAGCCCUAUCUGGAGAGGGGAGAUGGUCCGAUUUGUCUGAUACUGGCCCCAACCAGAGAGUUGGCUCAGCAGGUUCAACAGGUUGCAUAUGACUAUGGCAAGUCUUCCCGUAUCAAAAGCACCUGUGUCUACGGUGGAGCACCCAAAGGACCACAGAUUCGCGAUCUUGAGAGGGGUGUCGAGAUCUGCAUCGCCACACCUGGUCGUCUUAUUGACUUCUUGGAGGUGGGGAAGACAAACCUGCGUCGCUGCACCUACCUAGUACUGGAUGAGGCUGACCGCAUGCUGGACAUGGGCUUUGAGCCACAAAUUCGCAAGAUAGUUGAGCAAAUUAGGCCCGACAGACAGACGCUGAUGUGGAGUGCAACCUGGCCAAAGGAGGUUCGGCAGCUUGCUGAGGACUUCCUGCGGGACUAUGUCCAGAUCAAUAUUGGCGCUCUGGAACUCAGUGCCAACCACAACAUCCUGCAAAUAGUCGAUGUCUGCAUGGAGACCGAAAAGGACCACAAACUUAUUCAGCUGAUGGAGGAAAUUAUGGCUGAAAAGGAAAACAAAACCAUCAUCUUUGUGGAGACCAAGAAGCGUUGUGAUGAUCUUACCAGGAGAAUGAGGCGGGACGGGUGGCCAGCCAUGUGUAUCCAUGGAGACAAGAGCCAGCCAGAAAGAGACUGGGUACUCACAGAGUUUCGGAGUGGCAAAGCUCCUAUACUGAUUGCUACUGAUGUUGCCUCUCGUGGUCUUGACGUGGAAGACGUCAAGUUCGUCAUCAACUAUGACUAUCCCAGCUCCUCUGAGGAUUAUGUCCACCGUAUUGGACGUACGGCCCGCAGUACCAACAAAGGCACUGCCUACACCUUCUUCACCCCAGGGAACCUGCGGCAGGCCCGAGACCUUGUCCGGGUGUUGGAGGAGGCCCGGCAGGCCAUCAACCCAAAACUCCUUCAGCUUGUGGACUCUGGCCGCGGUGGAGGCGGAGGUGGCAGAAUGCGUUACCGUGGCAGCACCUCCAACAACCCUAACUUAAUGUACCAGGACGAGUGUGAUCGCCGCAUGCGCUCUGGUGGGGGCGGUGGCGGCAGCAAAGACAGCCGUAGUGGCUUCAGCCGUGACAACCGCAGCAACCGCGAUGGAGACCGCUCCUCCUCCUCUUCCUCCUACAGGGGCAGAAGUCGGGAUCACAGGAACAGCUACAACUCGGGCUCAGAUCAGUACCAGAGUUACAGCGGCGGCGGGGGCUACAACUCCCGCAGCGGCGUCCAGUCUGGUGGCGGUGGAGGUCAGGAUCAGUCUACCCAGCCGCAGGGUCAGUUUGGCCAUCCGCCCCCUCUUCCACCAUCAGGCGGGCCGCAGCCCCUCAUGGCCCAGCAGUUUGUUCCACCACAGCCCCCGCUAAUGGGCUUUAUGGGACAACCGCCAUACCCUUUUGCUUCUCCGCCCCCUCCUCCACCAGGCCCUGCACCUCCCCGCAAGUAGAAUUAUGAGGAAGAGGCCAUUUGUGCAACUUGGUGUGCUCAGAGUGUAACUUUUUUUUUUAUUCUCCAACUCUUAACUCCAAGAGGUGGGGGUUUGACAGGCUUGAACCUAAGGAGGUAAGGGCUUGUAUUUUCUAUUUGUUUUGUACUUUUUAAUAAACCCCACGUUUGCAGUCACUAUUAGUUUUUUCAGUGUAAUGGACUGUUGCACUAGAUUUAGAUACAUUUGUCAUGCAUGCCUUUACUUUUUCAUGUAGCAAGUCAAAAUGGAAGUGUCUAUUUACUUGUAACUGUUUAAACUCACAAUAAUAAGCAGAUCAGCUGAUGCGGACUUAUUUUCAUGCUGCUUGGUGACUAAAUUGCAAUUUGCUGGUUGUUUCCCCUUUUACUCUUUGUGCUCUUUUUACAGUAUUUUCUUAAAUAAAUGAAUCAAAGCUUUAUUCUCUACUUGGCAAA